AUGUUUUCUCAAUCAGAGCAGGAUCUCACCUGUGCCGUCUGUCAGGACAUCUUUAAAGAUCCUGUUGUUCUGUCAUGCAGACACAGCUUCUGUAAGGAAUGUCUGCAGAACUGGUGGGGACAAAAGCAGAGACACGAGUGUCCUCUUUGUAAGAAAGUAGCAUGGACAAGUGAUCCACCUCAUAACUUGGCUUUAAAGAAUCUGUGUGACGCCUUCUUACUGGAGAGAGAUCCCCAGGCUUCAUCAGGCUUUAAGGAUAUCUGCAGCCUGCACUUUGAAAGAGUCAAACUCUUCUGUGAAGAUGAUCAGCAGCCAGUGUGCUUGGUCUGUCGAGAUUCAAAUAUGCACAACAACCACAAAUUCAGACCAAUUGAUGAAGCUGCACAGGAUCAUAGAGAGGAGCUGCACGGAUCUCUGGCACCUUUAACAGAGAAACUGAAGCUCUUUGUCACAGUUAGAGGCCACUAUGAUCAGACAGCUGAUCACAUUAAGGUCUGGGCACAAAAUACAGAGAGCCAGAUUAAACAGCAGUUCAAGAAGCUGCGCCAGUUUCUACAAGAGGAAGAGGAGGCCAGGAUCUCAGCUCUGAGGGAGGAAGAGGAACGGAGGAGUCAGAGUAUGAAUAUGAAGAUUGAAGUCCUGAACAGAGAGAUAGCAGUUCUGACAGACACAGUCAGAGCCACAGAAGAGGAGCUGAGAGCUGAUGACGUCUCACUCCUGAGGAACUACAAGGCUGCAGCGAAAAGAGUCCAGCAGCGCCCCCUGCUGGAUGAUCCAGAGCCAAUCUCAGGAGCUCUGAUUGAUAAAGCCAAACACCUGGGCAACCUGAGCUUCAAUAUCUGGAAUAAGAUGAAGGAGAUGAUCUCCUUCAUGCCUUUAAUUCUGGAUCCAAACUCUGCUCAUCCACUCCUCCUCCUGUCCAAGGACCUAACCACUGUGAGUUAUGGAACGAGACAGAAGCUUCCAGAUAAUCCAGAAAGGUUUGACUACUAUGACUGUGUCCUGAGCUCAGAGAGCUUUGACUCUGGGACUCACAGCUGGGACGCUGAGGUUAUAAAUGCUAACCUCUGGGGCAUAGGCGUGGUGCAGGAAUCUGUUCGAAAAAAGGGAGAAAUACUGAGUGGCUGCUGGGCUUUACGUUACUCAGAGGGAAUAUAUUGUAGAUGCUCUCCACCACUCAAAGACAAAGUUCUAUUAGUAAAAAUAAACCCACAGAGGAUCAGAGUUUAUCUGGACUUUGAUGGAGGAAAACUGUCAUUCUGGGAUGCUGACACUAACUCAUUCAUACACACCUUCAAAGAAGCUUUCACCGAGAGACUGUUUCCAUACUUUGGCACCCUGAACAGCCUUUCACUGAGGAUUUUACCAAAGAAAAUCUCAGUAACAGUAGAACAGCCAAAGCUGCCUUUAUUUUCAGGCUUCCUGCUUAGUUUCUACAGGCCUUAG
Cheilinus undulatus (humphead wrasse) is the source of this 1446-nucleotide messenger RNA. Its product is annotated as zinc-binding protein A33-like. Gene Ontology annotation, molecular function: protein binding; zinc ion binding. The coding region runs from base 1 to 1446 and encodes 481 amino acids. The transcript has a single exon. The record is from RefSeq and is a predicted model, not a curated record. Lineage: Eukaryota; Metazoa; Chordata; Actinopteri; Labriformes; Labridae.